Molecule: messenger RNA, 792 nt
Organism: Topomyia yanbarensis
Lineage: Eukaryota; Metazoa; Arthropoda; Insecta; Diptera; Culicidae
Product: asparagine--tRNA ligase, cytoplasmic-like
Exons: 2
Coding region: 139-792 (217 amino acids)
Biological process (GO): asparaginyl-tRNA aminoacylation
Cellular component (GO): cytoplasm
Molecular function (GO): ATP binding; asparagine-tRNA ligase activity
Source: RefSeq, a predicted model, not a curated record
GAAGGUAAGUCUGCUCCCGGUGGACAUGAGCUGCACGUUGAUUAUUGGUAGCUAAUUGGAUUAGCUCCGGCCGGUGGGGCAGAUUCUAUUUUGAACGAGGAUGCUCAUCCUGAUGUCUAGCUCGAUAACAGACACAUUAUGAUUAGAGGCGAAAAUACUUCUAAGAUUCUCAAGAUGAGAGAUGUCAUUAUGAUGGCAUUUAGAGAGCAUUAUCAUGAACGUGGUUACAUGGAGGUAACGCCACCGACGCUGGUGCAAACACAAGUUGAAGGAGGGUCGACUCUUUUCAAACUGGACUAUUUUAGGGCGGAAGCAUGCCUGACGCAAAGCUCACAAAAAUAUAUGGAAACCUGUUUGCCGGCAUUGGGCGACUAUUGCAUUUCUCAAAGUUACCGUGCAGAGCAGAGUCUUGCUCGCCGCGAUUUAGCAGAAUACAGUUAUAUUGAGGGUGAAUGUCCCUUUAUUACUUUCAAAGAGCUACUUGAUCGGCUGGAAGAUUUGAUAGUAGAUGUUGUCGAUCGAGUAUUGAAAUCUCCGUGGGGUCAUCUUAAUCCGAAUUUUAUGCCACCGAACUAUGUCGAUGCUAUUGACUGGCUAAAGGAGAACAACGUCACCAAGAAUGAUGGAACUUUUUAUGAGUUUGGCGAUGAUAUUCCGGAGGGUCCGGAACGAAAAAUGACGGAGCAAAUAAACGAACCAAUGCUGUGCCGGUUUCCCGCGAAAAUUAAAUCAUUUUACAUGUCUAGAUGUGAAGACGAUCGCCGUUUAAUUGUCGGAGGGCGAUUUCUCUGA